This is a messenger RNA of Thyridium curvatum, 1824 nucleotides long. RefSeq lists its product as uncharacterized. The coding region runs from base 1 to 1824 and encodes 607 amino acids. Gene Ontology annotation, molecular function: cadmium ion transmembrane transporter activity; manganese ion transmembrane transporter activity. Gene Ontology annotation, cellular component: membrane. NCBI's taxonomy places the organism in Eukaryota, Fungi, Ascomycota, Sordariomycetes, Thyridiales, Thyridiaceae. The transcript has 3 exons. Gene Ontology annotation, biological process: iron ion transport; intracellular manganese ion homeostasis. The record is from RefSeq and is a predicted model, not a curated record.
AUGAUUUGCGCUUCGAGAACCGAGGAACCGCCCAAGAGCGCUGCGUACAACCAGAGCCCGAACGCACUCUCGAAUGAUCUCACCACCAAUCAAGACCUCAAUGGCCUCGCAAAUUCGAGGGAAUUGAGACGGACUGAUCCCCCACCGAUAGAGAGUGCGGGACAGAGCUCCGAUCCAGCCUCCGGCACUGGCCUCGACACCACCCCGGACCCGGAGAGUCUUGGCUCUGUGCUAGCCAAUCGCCAGUCCCUCAAUGGUCAGGCAUUCAGCACACCCUUUGGCGCCUGUGAUACAGCACCACCAGAUCCUCCAUCUGGCCCCGAUGGCGAUGGCAGCGACGGUGGUCGCCGGGUGCCCGCCAGCGUCUUCAGCAGAGUUAAGCACUCUGUGCUGACGUUUGGCAAAUUUGUCGGGCCAGGGUUCAUGAUCGCCGUUGCGUAUAUCGAUCCUGGCAAUUACUCGACCGACAUCGCCGCUGGAGCAACUUACCGCUUCCGCCUGCUUUUCAUUGUCCUUUUGAGCAACCUUUUCGCUAUUUUUCUUCAAAGUCUGUCCAUCAAACUGGGCACUGUCAGCGGCCUCAACCUGGCCGAGGCUUGUCGUGCCUUUUUGCCAAGAUGGCUCAAUUACUUCUUGUAUUUCUUGGCCGAGGGAGCUAUCAUAGCUACUGAUAUCGCAGAGGUCAUCGGUACGGCGAUUGCCCUUAAUCUUUUAAUUCCCCAAUUACCCCUUGUCGCCGGGUGCGCUAUAUCGAUUGUCGAUGUCAUGAUCAUUCUGAUCUUCUAUCGGCCCUCCGGUUCUAUGAGGGGGCUCCGUGCCUUCGAGGUCUUUGUCAUGUUUCUUGUUCUGGCCGUGGUGGUUUGUUUCUGCAUCGAGCUGUCCAUCAUCAAGGACACUUCCGUUGCCGACGUGUUUCAAGGGUACUUGCCCUCAAGGGCUAUUGUGGAGCAACAGGGCCUUUAUCAAGCGUGCGGAAUUCUCGGCGCUACGGUCAUGCCUCACAGCCUGUACCUUGGCUCUGGUAUCGUGCAGUCUAGACUCCGCGACUACGAUACCAAGCGCGGUCUCCUCCCGGUCCGCCCAAGCUCGGCGGCCUCUUCGCUUCACGAUAGCGACGAGAAGGGGAUGUACAUCCCCUCCAUGGCGGCGAUUAAACAUUCGCUAAAGUACUCGAUUACCGAACUUGCCGUGUCUCUGUUUACCUUUGCACUGUUUGUCAACUCGGCCAUUCUCAUCGUGGCAGGGGCUUCCCUGUACCAGAAUGCCGAAGCGCUGGACGCAGAUAUCUUUGGCAUCCACGACUUGUUGUCGACCAGUCUGUCACCUGCAGCAGGGACAAUCUUCGCCCUCGCCCUCCUGCUGUCCGGUAUCUCGGCCGGGAUUGUCUGCACAAUAGCAGGCCAAAUGGUGAGCGAGGGUGCACUGAAUUGGACGCUGAAGCCUUGGCUGCGCCGACUCAUCACCCGAUCCAUCAGCAUUACGCCGUCCAUCAUCAUUGCUGGAGCUGUGGGACGGAAAGGCCUGGAUGCCGCUCUGAACGGAACUCAGGUGGCGCUAAGUAUCGUUCUGCCGUUUGUCACAGCACCUCUGAUAUACUUCACGUGCCGCAACAAGUACAUGACGGUCCUCCCUGGAAACGCAAGAUUCCGAGGCUCGCCAGCCACAAGCGGAAGCGACUUGGAGGUUACUUCCCCCAGUGACGCGAGGCCGGUCCAGAUGGGCAACUCGUGGCUGGUUGCGGGAAUUGCUGUUGUGGUGUGGUUGAUCAUGGCGGCCAUGAAUGUUGCGAACUUGGUUCUCCUUGGCCAGGGCCAUUCAUCAUAA